CUUUAAAUUUGAAAUGAAAGUAUCACUGAUUAAUUAAAAUCAAACAAAUUGAAAGAUUGGAUAUGAGAAUUUUUAAAUUUUUGAAAGGUUGGGUAGCCGUUUCCAAAUGAUUCAUAGUUUGGAUAUGUUCUACACAUUUUUACCUAAUAUUAAUUAAAAGCACCAUUCUCUGUUCUCUUGUAGCUUAAACUUUUAGAGAGAAAUGUUUAUGUCACAUUACUUUAACAUGGUAUUCGAGCAGAAAAUCUUUAGUUUGAGAAAAAUAGUUAUUUUGCAUUAAAAAUACUGUUCUUCUAGAGCUUGAAUUUUUGGAGAAAAAUAAUUGCUUAACAUUAAUUUAAUAUGGUAUCAGAGCAGAAUGCCUUAAGUUCGAAUAAUUCCAUCGGGGCCUGCAAUCUCAUUUAAAUCAAUAAUUUUGUGAAAUUUUGCUGCUCUAUGUACUUCUUUACUUGAAAAAAAGUAUGGAUUUUUGUUAAUUGUUUGAUAGCAAAAACUAAUGAAACCACUGGUUCGAACGAAAUAUCUAAUUCAUCUGACUAAAAUAGCUCAAUAAUGGAAGUUGAGGGAGUGACAAUAAAUAGAGUAAAGAGAUAAGCUUCGGGGCGCAAUGUCAAAAUAGCCUAUAGUUGAGGGGGUCUUCAUGCAAUUUUUUUGAUUUGAAGUAUUUUCCUAAAUAGAUUUGGCACUCAUUAAAAUUAAGAGUUUCGUAGGCUAUGAGCUGUUAACUAUAGUUCCAUCAGGUCAAUAGUGUUCAACAUAGUUAGUUCGACAGAAUCACUGUCAAAUUUAAUAUGAAUAUGCUCAAUUUAAUUGAUUGAAAUGAUUUAAAUCGAAAAACAUCAAAAUUGAUGAAGCGCCAAUAAUAAAAACCUGUACAUUUUUACCCUUUUGUUGAUCAAUGGAUACAUACGCAUUAAGCGAAAUCCCACAUUUUUCUCCUUUAUUUCUGUAUGUUUAGGGAUGACCGGCGAAAUGCACAUUAAGGGUGUCCCAGUAACCAAGUACAAGAGGUCGGCAGUCAGCUCAACAGAUGAAUGGCCUUCUAAAUACUCCAAAGUGUUUGUUCAACUUGAUGAUGGUUUAGAAUUUUCCUUUACUGAUAAGAGACGUUUUGCAAAAGUCCGUUUCCUUGAAGAUCCAGAGUCUGUCCCUCCGAUUUCUGAGCUUGGUCCAGAUGCCCUGUUUGAGCCUAUGCAAGUCAAUGAAUUUGUAGACUCUCUAAGCAAAAAGAAGAUCGCUAUAAAGGCUCUGCUACUUGAUCAGAGUUACAUAUCAGGCAUUGGUAACUGGCUCGCGGAUGAGGUGCUUUAUCAGGCGAGAAUUCAUCCCCUGCAACUUGCUGCAAGCCUGUCAAAGGAGAGCUGUGAAGCGCUGCAUCGAUCCAUCAAAGAGGUCAUUGAAUAUGCUGUUGAAGUUGAUGCUGACUCCAGCCGUUUUCCAGCUGAAUGGUUGUUUCACUUCCGCUGGGGAAAGAAGCCUGGAAAAGUGAAUGGGAAGAAAAUCGAAUUUAUUACAGCAGGUGGCAGGGUUGACCCCAUGGCAGCAAGAAAAGGCGAUCUUGUGCUAUACUCCGGUGAUCUCUUGCCUACCGAGGCACGCUAA
This is a messenger RNA of Ananas comosus (pineapple), 1602 nucleotides long. Its product is annotated as formamidopyrimidine-DNA glycosylase-like. Gene Ontology annotation, biological process: base-excision repair. Gene Ontology annotation, molecular function: DNA N-glycosylase activity; damaged DNA binding; zinc ion binding. Bases 961 to 1602 code for a protein of 213 amino acids. The transcript is spliced from 9 exons. Gene Ontology annotation, cellular component: nucleus. The record is from RefSeq and is a predicted model, not a curated record. Lineage: Eukaryota; Viridiplantae; Streptophyta; Magnoliopsida; Poales; Bromeliaceae.